Vitis vinifera (wine grape) is the source of this 1748-nucleotide messenger RNA. RefSeq lists its product as uncharacterized. NCBI's taxonomy places the organism in Eukaryota, Viridiplantae, Streptophyta, Magnoliopsida, Vitales, Vitaceae. The coding region runs from base 337 to 1476 and encodes 379 amino acids. The transcript is spliced from 3 exons. The record is from RefSeq and is a predicted model, not a curated record.
CUAACUGCAGAAGGUCUCUUAGCACCAGUGGAGGAUUUUACAAUCAUGAUAAGCUUUCACACCAUGGCAGCAUGCAGUUACCAGAAUGUGAAUACCUCCAACUAGUUAUUUGGUAUUAAGAAAAGUUUCUUUUUUUUUCUCUCUCUCUUUUUUUAAAGGGUAUUUCCAUAAAAAUAAAAGGGAGGAGAAAGUACAGGAGCAUAGGAAAGUGCUAGCAGGCUUCUUCUCCAAGAGCACGGCAAGUUUAUCGCCGGUGUUUCCAACCCUUUUAUUUCCAUCGCCUACCGUUCCCUUGAGGACAUAAUUCUAUGCAACAGUGCGAACAAGUAAGAAGGGAUGAAAAGCCAGUUCUCUUCCACCUAUGAGGAUGACUAUGAGUCGUUGAUGCUGGUAUACUGUUGGUGGAGAUCAGCCGUGACGUUUGGUGAAGCUGCAAAGUUCAAAGUUGAGCUCCCCAACGUCUCAACCCUCACACCCACACUCAAAUUACUUAGGGAGUUGGAGAGGUUGGCCUUAAUGGCCAGGGAAGGGCUCAGUGAGCUUAGACAGAAGCUUGUUUCGUAUCGCUCUGGUGAUUUCUGGGUGCCCACUGGUGGGAUGAAGAGGGAAGAUAUGGAUAUUCCGCCUGUUAUCACAAUUCUCUUGGUGGGUUUCUCUGGUUCCGGCAAGAGCUCGCUUGUCAACCUUAUGUACAGUGUUUUAGGCCGCUCUGGACUCAUCCCCUUUGCAACAACUUCAUCUGAGAACUCUGCCAAAUGCACCACAAAGUUCAUGGAAGAGCACAAUGUUUUGAGGUCAAUGCAAAGUGGGUUCUGCGUGUAUGAUUCAAGGGGUUUGGAUUAUGAUUUGAUGGGAGAGUCUAUUGAAGAAGUGUCUGAGUGGAUGACUAACGGAGUCCACCAUAACCAGCUCUGCUUGAGAACAGGGGACAAUCUGAUGUCUGAAGAAGAAUUAUCAGAGGUUCCGGGAUCGUCUUCAAAGUUCACGCCGAGGAAAGUGAACUGUGCCAUGGUAGUUGUCAACAUUGCAGAGAUCUUUAAGUCUUUGAAAAAGGGUGAUUGGAAGCCAUUAGAGGCCACAAGAGAGCUGUUCCGCUGUCCAGCCUUGAAGAAGUGCAAUGAGAAUCCUAUCUUGAUCAUGACACACGGGGACCUGUUAUCCACGGAGGAGAGGAUCAAAAUCAGGCUCACACUCUGUGAAUUUCUUGGGAUAUCAGAGACCACUGGAGUGUACGACAUUGUGUGCCUCACAGAGUAUGGAUUUCUAGCCGAUGAAUCUGAUCCUGUCACAUCCUACGCAUUGUCUGAAGCUGUUUACAGGGCAUUGCUCAUCUCAGACAGAGGCCACAUCCCAAAGAGAAGCAUCCUGGACUGGACGCUCCUCGCAUUGGCAUUGCUCAUGUGCUAUCUGGCUGCUUUCUUCGAAUUUCUGGCCGAGUUUUUCUCCAAACUUGGCCAGAAAAAGAAAAAACUCUAAAAUCUCUUCAACCUUGACCUUGAGGAAGCAUUUGGGCUACAUAUAUAUAUAUAGUCUCUGUAUUGGAAGUAAACUAAUGUAUUCUUUUCCUCAAGUGUUUAAAAAUGAUUAAUGAGCCAAAUAAUGUAGCCGUUGGGCUGUAAUCUGAGAUGUGUAUCCUCAUUUGAACGAAGAUGGGGAAGCUUAUCCUGUAACUAUAUAUGUAUAUUAGUUGUAAACGUGCUUAUGUUAAUGAAAAUUUGAUCAAUUUAAUGUAAAUUAAAUUAGUUUCA